Symbiodinium sp. CCMP2592 is the source of this 2628-nucleotide messenger RNA. Lineage: Eukaryota; Dinophyceae; Suessiales; Symbiodiniaceae. The record is from the annotation of a GenBank genome assembly.
AUGACGGCGGAGAUCCACACUCUUGCAGAUGAGAUGGAGGGCUACAUGCGACAUGUUUUCUUGACGGCAGCUGACCUUCUGGUCGCAGACAAUACACGUGGCAAGGCACUGUCUAAGUCAGCAGCUGCGCGCUUGGAACGCUUCGGCCAUGCCUUUCCUGAUUCGAAGAUCUUUGAUUUGUCCCAGAACCCAAACCAACGAGCCCGACUGGGAACAACACACUGCCCAACUUUGACAAAGACAUCGAUCAUCUGGCAUGUGGACGCUGGUCGGGGCGCUGAGCUUCUGAUGGCACAUGGGUUGCCAUUGGCCGAAUGGGCGUCCCGUGCAAUGGGGGUUGAUAAGUGGUUUGGCAAGGAGUGUGCCAAGAGAUGGGAUAUGUCUCCGCGCGAGAUCCAAGAUUAUUGGAUGCAAUGCCAGAACGAUCAGUCAGUGCCUAAAGGAACUGAUGAACGAGGCUUUCCGACCAUUGCCAAGCUGGUCCGACACAAAGUUACGUCUGGCCGGGAGAUCAAGCACGAACGACUCACGGUUGGUAUGGAUAUGGCGAUCGACACUGGCAUUUUUGAUUAUGCCAAUGUCAACUUUAUGUCUUCUUCAUUGCCAGCUGGUUGCCUCAUUACACCGGCGGGGAGCAAUCGAGCCUCCAACGGUGGCCGUGCUUCGGCCUCCAGCAGUGCUGGUGGAAAGAAACGGAAGCUGACAGAUGCAGCUCAAGCUCAAGCGGACGACGCGGAGGAUGAACACGACCCCAAGCCCAAAAAGAAGUCUGCGAAGCUGAGCGCCGGUGCCAAAGUGCGAAUUGACGAGAUGGAUCGCGAUCGACGAAAGCUGAGGCUGCACUUGCGAUUGGACAAAACCAUCAGCGAGACAAUGGUGAAUGUCGCGGCAACUUGCGCGUCUGCGAAGAAGUAUGCUGACAUGCGACAGUUCGUAGCAACUUUGUACACCUGGGUUGGUUCGACAAUUUCUUGCGUGCCGAUGCUUGUCGACGGUGCUGUGAAGAAAGUCCUCGACGACUGGGGGACGAACGGUGAUAGUUCCGUGGGCCCGGUGCACGAAGCCAUAGAAGCGGGCAUGAGUCCCAAAUCAAAGGCAGUGUCAGAUGCAGUAUUCAAGGUGGAAACGGUGCCCCCCGCGACGGCCAUCGAUGCUUUUGAUACACACAUGAAGUCCAAGCUGCAGGACUUGAAUGUGAUGCACAAGAAGCUGACCAAAAUGCUCAGCAAACAAUGUCCGGGGGAUGAUGAGGCCGCCGAGGCAGCUGCUGCAGCAGCACAGGCACGCAAAGAGCAAGAAGCAGCCGAAGCAGGAUUGAAACCAUCGGCAGCGAAAACACAGGAAGGGCCCAAGGAAUCCAAGGAUGCGUCUGUGGAUGAAGUGCCUCCAGAGGUGGACGGUGUAUGCACAUAUGGAUGCCGAUCCCUUGCCACCAUGCUUGAAGAACUCGGUGAUUUUAGAUCUCAGUCUGAUGAGUCUUGCUACAAGGCAGUGGCGGAGGGCUCAAAUGUGACUCUGCAUUUCCUCGAGAAUAUGGAGCCGUUGGAUACCAGUGGUUUCUCAGAGCCACAUGUCUUCAUGCCAUUAGGUGCGGAUGAUCCGGAUGAGAGCACAAUGAUUGAGCCGACGAUUGAGACCACGUCUCCAGUAUGGUUGAUCGAAGCUGUUGGAAGGGUGUUCUCUUUCGGUGAAGGGUCGGCUCUUGCAAAGCAUUUGCAGCCAUUGGAUUAUAUCAGUCAGCUCGCUGUCAAGCCGGAGAUCACUUCACAGUUCCCGCAGGCAAAAGACCUUAUGAUGCUCCGCUCCCUCGGCGAAGUGUCUUGUGCGCGGUUCCCCGCCAACUCCGUCCAAGUAGGGCCCACAGAUAAGAUGUUGGGCCGCGUGGUCCAUUGCUGCUUUGGCAAACGCCUCUACAUCGCAGCGUCUGUGGAAUCCCUGAGUGAAAGCUUCGCCACCCACUUCCAGCAGGAUGCAAAGACCAUUGGACAGCUUGCGAGCUGGCUUCACAAGCUGCCUUUCGACAGUCUCGAGGAGUUUGGGUUCUUCGUGAUGUUGACGGCUGGGGCCACACUUCUUAUUCCUCCCGGUACAAUCGUGGUGGAGUGUUGCUUGGGUGAUGUUGGCGCAACCGUGCUCUCGUAUCCUACCUUGCUUCCUGGUCAGUUUCCAGACGUGCAAACUCGAUGGGAGCAGGUGGAGAAAUUGUUGAACCCGGACAACGCAUCGCAGGUAAACCUUGGGCAUGCCAUAAGCUUCGUGCACAGGUUGAUCUUGGUCGCGUCUGUGAAAUCAGAACCUGAAGCUGAACUUGAUCGCGACGCUCAGCGGGGCUGUGAGGAAACUGCAGAUGCAACCAAGACCAGGGCGCAGGUUUUUCGAAUGCAAGUGUCUGUCUGGCUUUGUUGUCGUUGCUUGGUGGAGCUGAGUGUCUGGCUGCCUAAGGUUGAGGUGCGUCUGCCACCGGACACACAAGGUCCUGAGGAUGAACGGAGGGUCCCUGCAGCCAACGCAGCAGCAGCAACCGGUGGGCAGGUUCUUCGAGUGCAAGUAUCUGGUCUUGUUGUCGUCUUGUUUUGCUUGUCAAACUUAAUGCGGCGAGUGACUUGCGCCGAGCGCUUACCUGCCUAA